AUGAACAGCACAGGCGGGACGCCUCUAUUCCUCGGUAUACAUCUCGAGCCAAUUCAACACCUCAGACGUUCAUCUCGCAUCGCAGAGCUCCAGAUUAGAGCAGCCAAAGAAAGAUCGUGGAGCACACGCGCCCAGCCCAGCCAGUCCGCCUCCCGCACAAACCAAGUUCCAAGACAAGCAGCCAGUUUCAGGUGUGACAGAAGCUCAUGCGACUGCUGCAGUCAAACCAUUGCUCAGAGCAUCGAGAUGCUCCGCCUGGUCCAUAAUUCCGUUGAUGAUGCACUGGAGCUGCCUGAAGGCGAAUGCAAGGAGCUGAUUAGCUAUGUUCUCCAGGCGAGCAGGGAGUGGAUUCGUGAUUUGGAAAAGCAGCAAAACUGA
Molecule: messenger RNA, 378 nt
Organism: Penicillium verrucosum
Lineage: Eukaryota; Fungi; Ascomycota; Eurotiomycetes; Eurotiales; Aspergillaceae
Exons: 2
Coding region: 1-378 (125 amino acids)
Source: RefSeq, a predicted model, not a curated record